UUAAUGUUGAAGCGAAAGGAGACUAAGCAAGACCAAGUAAAUGUCUUUGCAUGUCUCAAAACAAUUUAGUUCCAUGCGUCUUUCUAAUCACUAUUGCGAGUUGCUCAAACAUUGCGGUGACACAAAGAAGGUUCAUUGCAACAUAAUCAAGGCCUUACGAAAUCCAGAAAUCUUUCUGCUAAACAACUUAGUCAAUGCCUAUGCUAAGAAUGGAAGCAUCAUUUAUGCCCGCAGGGUGUUCGAUCAAAUGCCUCUACGGAAUCUAUACUCUUGGAACACACUUCUCUCCUCCUAUUCAAAACUGGGUCGUCUUCCUGAGAUGAAACGCGUGUUUGAUGCAAUGCCAACGCGAGAUAUGGUAUCGUGGAAUUCCCUUAUUUCCGGCUAUGCUGGUCGUGGUUUCCUUGUUCAAUCGGUGAAGGCUUAUGAUAUGAUGUUAUAUGAUGGGCCAUUUAAUUUGACACGGAUUGCGUUAUCCACUAUGCUCAUACUUGCCUCCAAUCAGGAUAAUGUUCGUUUGGGUAGGCAGAUUCAUGGGCAUGUGGUGAAAUUUGGUUUCCAGUCGUAUGUUUUUGUUGGGAGUCCUUUGGUGGAUAUGUACUCCAAAACGGGGCUUAUAUUUUGUGCAAGACGGGUUUUUGAUGAGAUGCCCCAGAAGAAUGUGGUUAUGUAUAAUACACUGAUUGCAGGGCUUAUGCGAUGCGGUAGAAUUGAGGAUUCAAGGCAGUUGUUUUAUGAAAUGCGGGAAAAGGAUUCUAUUUCCUGGACAGCAAUGAUUGCGGGAUUUACUCAGAAUGGCUUUGAAAUAGAAGCUAUUGAUUUAUUGAGAGAGAUGAGAUUAGAAAAUCUUGAGAUGGAUCAGUACACUUUUGGGAGCGUGUUAACUGCUUGUGGUGGUGUUGCGGCUUUCCAAGAAGGCAAGCAAGUUCAUGCUUACAUAAUUAGGACGGAUUACCAGGAUAAUUUAUUUGUUGGUAGCGCUCUAGUUGACAUGUAUUGUAAGUGUAAGAGUAUAAAAUCAGCAGAAUCAGUUUUUAGGAAGAUGACUUGCAAGAAUGUUGUAUCUUGGACUGCCAUGCUGGUGGGUUAUGGGCAGAAUGGUUAUUGUGAAGAAGCUGUUAAAAUAUUUUGUGAUAUGCAAAAAUAUGGGAUUGAACCAGAUGAUUUCACCCUUGGGAGUGUAAUUAGCUCUUGUGCAAACCUUGCCAGCCUAGAAGAGGGCGCUCAGUUUCAUGGCAAAGCUUUGGUUUCUGGCUUAAUUUCUUUUAUCACUGUUUCCAAUGCUCUAGUUACAUUAUAUGGUAAAUGUGGAAGCAUUGAAGACUCUCAUAGACUUUUUAGCGAAAUGAUCUUCCUGGACGAAGUCUCAUGGACGGCACUUGUUUCUGGAUACUCGCAAUUUGGUAAAGCCAAUGAAACGAUAAGGUUGUUUGAAAGCAUGUUAGCCCAUGGUUUCAAACCCGACAAAGUUACUUUUAUUGGGGUUCUUUCAGCUUGCAGCAGAGCAGGACUAGUAGAGAAAGGAAAUCAGAUAUUUGAGUCAAUGAUUAAAGAACAUAGGAUUAUACCAAUACACGAUCAUUACACAUGCAUGAUUGACCUCUUCAGUCGAGCUGGGAGGUUAGAAGAGGCAAGGAAUUUUAUAAAUAAGAUGCCUUUCAGCCCUGACGCAAUUGGUUGGGCAUCCCUGUUAAGUGCAUGUAGAUUCUAUAGAAACAUGGAAAUCGGUAAGUGGGCAGCUGAAUCUCUAAUAAAGUUAGAACCGCAAAACACUGCUAGUUACAUCUUACUUUCGAGCAUCUAUGCUGCUAAAGGAAAAUGGGAAGAAGUUUCCAUAUUAAGAAAGGGAAUGAGAGAUAAGGGUCUGAGAAAAGAACCAGGAUGUAGCUGGAUUAAAUAUAAAAACCAAGUACACAUUUUUUCGGCUGAUGAUCGGUCAAACCCUUUUUCUGAUCAGAUAUAUUCUGAGCUUGAAAAAUUGAACUAUAAAAUGGUACAAGAGGGAUAUGUGCCUGAUAUGAAUUCUGUUUUGCAUGAUGUUGAGGAUUCAGAGAAAAUAAAGAUGCUUAAUCACCAUAGUGAAAAGCUUGCAAUUGCUUUUGGAUUAAUAUUUAUUCCUCCUGGUUUGCCCAUACGAGUAGUUAAAAAUUUAAGGGUUUGUGGGGAUUGCCACAAUGCAACUAAGUAUAUAUCUAAGAUCACUCAGAGGGAAAUUCUUGUUAGAGAUGCUGCCCGAUUCCACUUGUUUAAAGAUGGAACGUGUUCAUGCGGAGACUUUUGGUGACAGGCCCAGUUGUUAUAUUCUCUGAAAUAUAAAGUACUGUCAAAAGUGACUACUAAUUACAGGAUUCUUCAGUAUGAAGAUACCUAUGAUACCUCUUUCUUCAAAAGGUGAGUAUCAUUACCGUGUGUGCAAUGCAGUUGUGUAUUGAGUAUACUGUAAUUUUAUAUGGACUUGAACAAAAUUACAGAAUAUGGUGACUGUUCCUGACUUGCUAUCAUCAUCUUUUGUCUUAAUUUGAGAGAGGAGACAUUCUUAUAGGCUGAUUAAUUUUUUACAACGUUUUGACGUAUAUUGACAUAGGCACGUCUUCCAUCAUAGCUGUUGAAAAUUUUCACUAACCCUGUAAAUCAGUGUUAUGUGGGCAGUAUUUGUGGGACAGUUUUGUCAAUUUAAACAGGAUUUUUUAUCUGUACACCCGAACCGAGACAGCUCCUUUUAUUUGGUUAUAAUGGUGGCAACAAGGUUAGAAGCUAUGUGUAACAAAUACAGUUAGUGGAGGAGCAGGUAAUGGAAAUGUUUCUUCGGAGCGGGUAAUACUGAAUAAAGAGAUUUUCUCAUUCGCUGAAUCGGAUUUUUUUCAUCCGCUCCAUUCAUUCAUUUGGAUUCCACAAAUUAUACACAUUACACUAUGAUCUCAUGCAUACUGCACAAGUCCUUCAACCUGCCCAAUCCUAGAAACUUACAAUGCUAUCAUAUCAUUUCCUAAGCUUUUCGGAUCAAAUUUCUGUUGAAUCUUUAGCCUCUUAAAGGAGUGGAUACCUAUUUCUUGCUUCAGCUUUCAGAGUAUUUAAAAUUUUAGAUUCUAGACUAGUUUGUAAAAAUGAUGUGAAAUCUGACGUCUGUAUUACUCACAAUUGUUCAUCAUGA
Molecule: messenger RNA, 3151 nt
Organism: Vigna umbellata (rice bean)
Lineage: Eukaryota; Viridiplantae; Streptophyta; Magnoliopsida; Fabales; Fabaceae
Source: RefSeq, a predicted model, not a curated record